AUGUCCAACCCGCCUUUUACGGUUCGAGCGGUCUUCGAGUACGCUUCGGGCCACGAUGACGACCUCACCUUUUCGAUAGGCCAAGUCAUUACCGUCACGGAUGUGGAAGAUGCCGAGUGGUAUAGCGGCGAAUACACCGAUGGCUCCGGGGGCAAGCAGGAGGGUAUGUUCCCUAAGAACUUCGUUGAGCGCUAUGAACCUCCGGCCCCUCCGCGCCCAGCGCGCCCGAACAGAGCGAAGAAGGAGCCCGAGCCUGCGCCAGCACCGGCUGAACCAAUCGAGACUCAACCGCCCGCGGAACCUGAAGUUGCCGAGCAACUACCGGUGGAUGAACCUGAGCCAAUUUCCCAACAGCCUCCUGCAUUGGCGCCUCAGUCUCCUCCUCAGGUCUCAAGUCCUCCAGUUGAAGAGCCUACCUCGCCCGUCCAGCUUGCACAGCCAAUCCCUGCACCUGUCGCACCAGCAGCCGACCCCGCGCCUCCCGUUGUCAAGGCUUCGAAGCCGCCCCCACCAGCUGUUGCUGAGAAGCCCUCCUCGUUCAAGGACCGCAUCGCUGCCUUCAACAAGUCCGCUGCGACCCCAAUUACUCCUUUCGCACCUGGUGGCCAGAAGCCAGGUUCCUUCGUCAAGAAGCAAUUCGUCGCUCCCCCUCCAAGUAAGGACUCCUAUGUGGCACCGCCACGAGAGCCUGCUCCCAAGGUAUACAAAAGGGAGGAGGAUCCGGAGUUGCAAGAGCAGAUCGCCCGCGAGCCUCCCGUCUCAGAAAGCCGUCCUCCCCCCCCUCCGCCUCAGACUCUUCCGCAAGAAACCGAAGAGGGGACAGAGGAUCAGCCCAAGCCCACCAGCUUGAAAGACAGAAUCGCACUCCUUCAGAAACAGCAAUUAGAACAGGCAGCGCGCCAUGCCGAGGCUGCUCAGAAGAAGGAAAAGCCCAAGCCUCCCAAGAAGCCCGUCGAGCAGCCGGUCGAGGCCACGGAGCCUAUUGAAGAUAUCGAUGCUUCGCCAGUUGAAGCAACUGCAACCACUACCGUCCGGGAUCCUAGCGUUGAUACAGUGCGAUCCAAACCCGCACCGCCCCAACCUCCUACUCCAUUGGUUCCAUCUGAGGAAAUACUUAGCGACGCAAACGACGCAGAUUAUUCUGCAGCUGCUGAUUCCGAGGAUGCAGGAGAGACCUCAACCAGCAAGGAUGAUGAAGAUGAGCGUCCACGCCAAAUGUCGACCCAUACCAUUGAACCAAAGGCCGAAGAGGCUGCUGAAGUCGAGGAGGGAACAGAGGAGGAAGAGGAGAUGGACCCCGAAACCAGACGUCGGAUGGAGCUUCGCGAGAGAAUGGCGAAGAUGAGCGGCGGUAUGGGAAUGAUGGGCCUUUUUGGCCCCCCUGGUGGUAUGCCAGGCAUGUCUGCUUCUGGACCUCGCAAGCCCAAGACCCCUGGCGAGUCCGAGAAAAGGCUUGGUGAGCCUGAGCCUACCUCUCCGGGCAAUGCUCCUCCCGUCCCUAUGAUUCCUCUGCCUGGAAUGAAUCUCAACACCAAGCCUGCCCCUCCUGAUGUCGAGAAGGAGGACGAGGAACCUUUGGCAACUCCCGUCUCUGAGCAACACCCACCGCGAGAGGUACCGGACGUGGAGGAGGUUGUUCACGAGAGCUCCCUACCACGUCGUUCUACUGACCGGGCUCCUCCCGCCCCACCCGCACAUGCUAACCAUGCCACGAUGUUUAGCUCCUGCACCGCCUCCCAGAGACUCACGUCCCGUUCCUCCUCCCCUGUGACAACAGAAGAGCCCGGCUCGCCUCCACCUGUUCCUGGAGGUCGACCAGCUCCUCCCCUUCAUAGAGCCUCCGAGGCUGGAAAUGAGUCCGAUGACGAAUUGUCCAUCCACACAGGAAAGCUGUCUUUGGACUCGGGUGUCCGAGCCGUCCCACCCCCAAUCCCUGCCCCGGCAAUUCCUGACAAUAUCGAUUCUCGUCGUUCCUCAACAUACGACUCGACACCUUCAACCCCAGCAGCCGAAAAGAGAGCAAGCCGCGUUCCUCCACCAGUCCCAUCGAACCCGCCUGUGCCACCGACACAGAGCCGGGCUCCCCCUCCCCCUCCCCCCAACGCGCCCCGUCGGCGCUCUACCGCUGACAGCCGUACCAGUGCUGUCUCUCCUCCCCGACAGGCUGGAGAGGACGUCGAGGGCGAAGUUACCGAAUAUGAUGGAGAUUAUGAUACUGACAUUGCGUCGGGGGCUAAAUUCAAGGAUGCUCUGCGGUCUCAUGAACCCAGCCCCCGCCAAUCCCCCCCAACCGCUGCACCACGGGCGGUUCCACCUCCCCCGCCUAAUCAACCUCCUCGAAACGCCCGUGCUUCAAUUGAUACACCUCGAGGACCUCCUCCGCCACCGCCUGGCAAGGAGCCACCGCCCGGUGGAGAUGAUGAAGAGUACGACCCAUUUAACUACUCUGCUCCAUCUCAUGGUCUGCCCCCAAUUCCCGCCAGUGGGCGCCCUGAGGCUCCUCCACCCCCUCCUCCGCAGCCAGUGACCGAGUACGACGAUAUGUAUGACGCUUCUCCUGUUGAGAGCCACGCUCCCGACGCCUAUCCUACAGCUCAACAUGAGAAGCGACCUUCUCUUGCGCCGCCACCGCCACCUAGCCAAGCCCCUUCACUCCCAUCUCCAUCCGUUGGCCGAAGUGGACGGGCCUCCAUGGAUAUGCUGAGAAACCAACCUAACGUCCGUCGGUCCAUGGAUGUUUCUCGCCCAUCUGUCGACCAAGGAUAUAUCGCGACCGAAAUUGAUCUGGCAGAGAGUUCUAUUUGGUGGGCCCAGCCUAACACUACGCCUCCUGUCUUCCAAGGCCGCAAGGACAUUCUCUUCGAGGUUGAAGAAUCGUCUUCGUCGAAGCGUGGUGGCAAAACAACCAUCUCGAAGGAUAUUUACGUCUUGUUUAUGGAUUACUCCCAAACCGUUGUGACUGUCCAAUUCAACGCGAAGAACCCAGCAGAUGCUAUACUCGAGCAGCGCCACGAAGGGACCCCACUCCUGCCCCGACAAGACCAGUUGGAACAGGCGCACCUGCAGCUGGGAACCCGCAUUUCCGAAGCGGUGAACUCCGUUCAGAACUCAACGGUUGGUGACGGUACUCCGUUCGGAUUGGUCCAACACCUUCUGAAUCCGCUGGCUGAUGCGCUGCUUCCUGUUGGUACUCGAGCCUACGGUGCACUCGUCUACUCAAACCUGGCCAAUGCCUCAGUCUCGCAGAACGACGAGAUCAGGGCCGGUGACAUCGUAAGCUUCCGAAACGCUCGCUUCCAGGGUCACCGUGGCACCAUGCACCAGAAGUAUAGCGCAGAGGUCGGCAAGCCCGAUCAUGUGGGUGUUGUUGUCGAUUGGGACGGCACAAAGAAGAAGAUCCGCGCCUGGGAGCAAGGUCGCGAGAGUAAAAAAGUGAAGAUGGAGAGCUUCAAGCUGAAUGACUUGCGCAGUGGGGAAUGCAAGGUCUGGCGGGUGAUGCCGCGCAGCUGGGUUGGCUGGGAGUCCUCGAAAUAA
Penicillium manginii is the source of this 3534-nucleotide messenger RNA. RefSeq names its product SH3 domain protein. Bases 1 to 3534 code for a protein of 1177 amino acids. NCBI's taxonomy places the organism in Eukaryota, Fungi, Ascomycota, Eurotiomycetes, Eurotiales, Aspergillaceae. Gene Ontology annotation, molecular function: protein binding. The transcript has 4 exons. The record is from RefSeq and is a predicted model, not a curated record.